AUUACUCACAAAAUGGCUUUUUGGGGAAGAGAGGGGGCCAUCAGCUCUGUCGAGACUUUGAAAGAUGAUAAGUGGCUUCAAAAGUUUGGGGAGGGCUGUUUUAAAAAUGUAGAAUUCCUAGAUUUCUUGACAUACAGUAUUGUGACAUUGUGACUUCCUGGCAUCAGAUCAGUGUUUGAUAUAAUUUUAUGAAUACCGCCUCACAUACUCGCAUCCAUGUGAGGCCGUAAACGUUCCCAUGAGCAGCCCCAGGUCUUAGCUUUACCCACUGAGGGGAAGAGACGUUUGGUAAUCUCAUAAAUACGACUAACUUCUUUCCUCCUCUCCCUUUCCCUCCCUUACCGGAGCCCAACUCGGCUCUUCCCAGACCAGCCGACGAGGACUCACAUGAGGGCUAAAGCUGUGGGGGUCUUGCACUCGGCUAUGCAGUAGUAGAGAGGAUUUAGCAUCUACGCAAGGAGCGGCUCGUUAGACAUUUUAGUUCACCGAUAUUUCCCCUCCAAACAUGACCCUUUUAUCCGAGGACCAGUCCACCAGGCCCCAGCCUUGCCGGGUCCUGGAGCCCUCCAAACAUGCGGGUUCUUUGUACCAGGACGCAAAGGAUUUGACCGGCUCCAAAGACUACUACAUGGACAGCGCAGAGGGCAGUGUCUUCGGGGCGGUGGAGCCCCCCAAGCGCUCACUGGGCCGCCUGAUCCUCCACGGUCUGGUCAUGUUCGGAAGGGAAUUCUGCUACGCGGUGGAGGCGGCGUUCGUCACGCCCGUGCUGCUCAGCGUGGGCCUGCCCCGCAGCAUGUACAGCCUGGUUUGGCUGAUUAGCCCCAUCCUGGGCUUGAUGCUGCAGCCCGUCAUCGGCUCGGCCAGCGACCACUGCCGCUCGCCGUGGGGGAGGCGGAGGCCCUACAUCCUGGCACUGGGGCUCCUCAUGGUGGUGGGCCUCACCCUGUUCCUCAAUGGAGAUCUGCUCAUUUCAGCUCUGAUCGCCGACAGGUCGGCGCGGCGGACGUGGUCCAUCGUGGUGGUGAUGCUCGGCGUGGUGCUCUUCGACUUUGCUGCCGACUUCAUCGAGGGGCCCAUCAAGGCCUACCUGUUUGAUGUGUGCGCCUACCAGGACAAGGAGCGAGGCCUCCACUGCCAUGCUCUGCUCACUGGUCUGGGUGGAGCGUUCGGCUACCUGGUGGGCGCGAUGGACUGGGGUCACUCCAUCCUGGGCCAGCUGCUGGGCUCCGAGUACCAGGUCAUCUAUUUCUUCUCGGCGCUCACCUGGAGCGUCUUCCUCACCGUGCACCUCUUCAGCAUUCCCGAGCAGCCCCUGGACAAGGUGGCGGCCCGGGGACCCUCGGCCAUCAGCACCCUGAGGCAGCUGGGAUCCCAGCGGAACGGCUACGGAACCCUUGGCAAAGAAGCCGAGGACCCUCCACUGCUGCCGGCCCCGGACAGCAGGCCGAGGUCCUUCUCUGCUCAUGGGGAGGCCAACGCCAUCACCUGCAGUUCCAAACCGCCCAAUAAGGAGGCCCGUGAGAGGAUGACACUGAAGUCGCUGCUGAAAGCCAUCAUCAGCAUGCCCGGCCACUACCGCUGCCUAUGCAUCAGUCACCUGCUGGGAUGGACGGCGUUCCUCUGCAACAUGCUCUUCUUCACCGACUUCAUGGGACAGAUCGUCUACAAAGGGAACCCGUACGCCGAGCACAACUCCACGGCCUAUGUCACGUAUGAGCGUGGUGUGGAAAUUGGCUGCUGGGGCUUGUGCAUCAAUGCAGUGUCCUCAGCUGUUUUCUCCUACCUGCAGCGCUUCCUGCUGCCCUACGUAGGCCUGAAGGGUUUAUACUUCGUAGGCUACUUCAUGUUCGGCCUUGCCACCGGCCUCAUCGGCCUUUUCCCGAAUGUCAUCGCCACACUCGUCCUGUGUAGCAUCUUUGGCAUCAUGUCCAGCACGCUCUACACCAUCCCCUUCAACCUCAUUGCAGAGUACCAGCGCGAGGAGGAGGAGGAAAGGAAUCGCCGUGGCGGCGGAGAGGCAGCGCGGGGCACGGGUGUGGACUGCGCGGCCCUCACCUGCAUGGUGCAGCUGGCCCAGAUCUUGGUGGGCGCUGGCCUGGGCGCCCUGGUAAACGCGGUGGACAGCGUGGUGGUAGUGGUCCUCUCUGCCUCCACCGUGUCCCUGCUGGGUUGCAUCUUCAUUGCACUCUUCAUCAGAUGCGUGGAAUGAGUGACCGCCCCUCAUCCAGCCCAUCGCACUAUUUGUAAUAUUUGAAUAAAGACGCUAUUGUAUUGGUAAUAAGGAUUAUUUAUGAUGUCCUUUUGAUGGGUCUCUCGUCAAUUAAUCGGUCAGAAAUCGGAAAUAAGUCGAGUCACAAUGGUAUGCACCAUUUGACUGUGACCAGCAGAGGCGCUGUAGAUACAUGUUCAACUAGUUUGUGGUGUGAAAACUAAAAAAUACAAUUCGGAAAAAGUACAUUUACAACUUUUUUCUCCCCAAAAAAAUACAUAAUAGUUUCACUACUCUCAUAAAAUGGUGACUUAUUCU
Phyllopteryx taeniolatus (common seadragon) is the source of this 2527-nucleotide messenger RNA. It is a transcript of the gene slc45a2, whose product is annotated as solute carrier family 45 member 2. Gene Ontology annotation, cellular component: membrane. Gene Ontology annotation, molecular function: sucrose:proton symporter activity. Bases 506 to 2209 code for a protein of 567 amino acids. The transcript is spliced from 7 exons. The record is from RefSeq and is a predicted model, not a curated record. Lineage: Eukaryota; Metazoa; Chordata; Actinopteri; Syngnathiformes; Syngnathidae.